Molecule: messenger RNA, 777 nt
Organism: Drosophila takahashii
Lineage: Eukaryota; Metazoa; Arthropoda; Insecta; Diptera; Drosophilidae
Source: RefSeq, a predicted model, not a curated record
AUGGACGCAGCUUAUGUGAAGUUUAUGAUGUGCCAGUGCCUUAUAAACAGGGCGGAUUGGGGCUUGGCCAUCGGUUGCAUGAAUGUCGUCUACUCCUUUUUCCUCUUCCAAUUCUGGAUGGUGGAGCUCAUCAAGUCCGCCGGCAAUUAUCCCGUCAAGUGGGUCCUGUUGUACGGUUUCAACGUCAUGUUCAAUGUGAUCACCAUGAUGAGAAUAGUGAAAAGGGAGAGUGCUGCGGUCUUCUACUGGAUGUGCGAGACAGGUGCCCUUUUAAUAUUCCGCCUGCACCACAUCUAUUUCCAUGAAGAUGAGUUUUGGUUGGUCAAAAGCGAGUUGUACAAGGUGUCCAACAUUAUAAUCGAUGUUUACAUUGGUCUUUCGAUGUUGGCCAUGAUCUAUGUAAUGUGUGGCCUGCGUUUUGAGCCAGAUAGAUCGUUUCCCGAAGGCGAAAUGGUGAAUGAUUGCAAAUUCGAUCCAGAGGCAGUCAAAAAAGCUGUCCAGACGGAUGGGGAAAAUGUUUUUGAGAAGAGUGAAGGUCAUCACAUAGAAAACGUUCUUGGAAUGGAGGAACUUAAUCGCAAAGCCAUGCCAAAACUAGCUGAUCUCGAGGAUAAGACAACUCCCCGCUUUGAAGCCACUGCCCCCGUAGAGGAAAGUCUUCCUUCCGGAAUUUUCUCUAUCCACGAGAUCCCCGAACCUUCAGCUCCACCAGAGAGUAAGCUCUCCCUCGACGAGGAUUUCUUCAACGAGAUCAAUGAUAUAUCACCCAAUGAAUAG